AUGGGUAGGGGAAGUGACUGACACCCUGUAUUAUGGCUGGUGACAAUUAACUGUAUAAUUUCAAAUGACUAAUUAAAGGGAUCUCAAAUGUUCCCAGCACAAAGAAAUGAUAAAUGUUUGGGGUGAUGGACAGGUCAGUUACGUGCUUACUCGCACUGCGUCCAUGUGCUGAGAUGUCAGCUGCACCCUGGCAAGUGCACAGUUAUUUGUCAAUGGAAGUCCCAUUUGAUUCAGCUAUUCCCUUCUGGGUAUCUUCCUAAAGGAGUUAAAAACAUCAUACCACAACAAUAUAUGUGCACCAAUGUUCACAGAAGCACAGUUCUGUUCAUAGAAGCACAGUUCUGAAGCUCUGUUCCUGAACUUCAUUUGUUCUACGAUUUUGGGAAGGAUGGCCAUCUUUGUGUCCAUGCAGGCAAGAUGGCCAAGGCUGUAUUUGUCACCCAAUGCAGUUUGCAAACAAAAACAAAAUUUGCCAAAUGUUCCUGUUUGUGAAGCAAACUAUUUGCAAACAGAAGUGUUCCUGAACUGAGGUACCAUCGUAGAUUGUUUUGAGUGCCAUGUUCGUGUCACCUGAUAGGUACUGCUUUCCACUGUCAGGUACGUGUGAGUUCAUUCCUUGACAGGCAAUAUGUCAAGAAAUUUAGAAUGCUGUGAGAUCCUGGAUCAAUAAAUGAUGUAUUUACACUGCACCUGCCAUUACACUAACUUAAAAAGUCUCGGACUGACUAGCUCCUCUUCUGUUAGGACAUACUAUUUUAUUUUCGUUUUAGACUCUCUUACAUCAUUGGAUUAGUGCAUUUUGUUUAUCUGUUUGUUUUUGGUACCAGGGAUUGAACUCUCGACCUUACGCUUGCUAAGCAGGCCCUUGUGCCACUGAGCUAAACCCCCAGCCCAUUGGUAUGUUUUUCACUGCUAUAGCAAAAUGUCAGAAGCAGGGUAAUUUGUUUGUUGUUGUUUUGUUUUCAAAUCUGUUUUAUUUCAAAGAAAAAAAUUUCAAAAUAUGUCAAGUCAAUCAGGGGGCAAAAAUGGUAUAUACAUUGUGCAUUGUCAUCCCCAAAUCAUGCACCCAGAGCACAAGACAUCUGUAUUCAAUUAUCUGAACAGUACCAACACAGAUCUUUUUCUUCAGUGAACUCAAGAAAUCAGCAGUAUAAUUAUCUUAACUAUAUUAUAUAUAGAUAUAUGUGUAUAUGUACAUGUAUAUAUAUAUAUACACACACAAAAUGUUGCUUCUUUCAGCUUCUCACACUAGUAAGUCAACAUGAUGUUUACAUGUGUGUCUGAUUUAUUUCACUUAUGAGUAUGGUCACAAAUUGCAUCCAUUUACCUAUAAAAGUCUUCAGUUAAUCAUUCUUUAUGGCUGAGUAGUACUCCAUUGUAUUAAAAUACCACAUCUUUUUUAUCUAUUCCUUGGUCAAUAGGCAUUUAGUUGUUUCCAAGAUCCAGCUAUUACAUACUGUGCUUCUAUGAACAUUGGUGCACAUAUAUUAUUGUGGUAUGAUGUUUUUAACUCCUUUAGGAAGAUACCCAGAAGGGGAAUAGCUGAAUCAAAUGGGACCUACAAUUCUAGUUUUCUGAAGAAUCUCCAUGCUGAUUUCUACAGUGGUUGCACCAGUCUGCACUCCCACCAAUAGUGGAGAAGGGUUCCUUUUUCCCCACAGCCCCUCCAGCAUUUGUUAUUGAUUUCUUGAUGAUAGCCAUUCUUUCUGGGGUGAGACGGAAUCUUAGUGUUGUUUUCUUUUGCAUCUCUUGAAUGACCAGUGAUGUUGAACAUUUUUUCAUAUAUUUAUUUUGUUUGUAUUUCUUCAUCUGAGAAGUCUGUAUUCAUCUCAGAUGCCCAUUUUUGGAUUAGGUCUUUAAAUCUGGGAAGACUUUUUGAAUUCUUUAUAUGUUCUUGAUAGUAAUCUCUUGUUGGAGGAACAGCUGGCAAACAUUUUCUCUCACAUUGUGGAGUGUCUCUUUACUCUGUUGGUGAUUUCUCUUGCUAUGCAAAGAAGCUGAAUAGUUUACACAGAAAAAAGGUUUCAUGAGCUCCCAUUACUGGGAGCUCCAGAACAUGGUGCCAGCUUCUUUGCACACUGGUAAGGUCCUGAUUGCCAGUGGCAUCACUAAGUUGGGAAAAUGUGUAGACAAGCAAUUAUGUAGUAAGAUGGGUACCUGGACAGGAGCUGGUCUUGGUCUUGUUUUUGAGAUAGGGUCUCACCACGUAGUUGUUGAUCACUACUGGUGAUCGACUUGUGACACCAACUGAACUGAAUCAGUGAGGUUCCAGGUGUGGAUGGCCUACCUGAGGAUUGAUGCCAAUAUAAAAAGGAGCACUGGAGAGGAAGAGAUGCUGGUGCUCCUGUUGUCACUGGUCCUCCUGGAGGAGAGUGUUGAGCUUCUUUCUUGACAUGAGCUUGGGACCUUGUUGCUGAGAAUGACUGGGUUCACUUUGGGCAUGUGCUGGUCUUUACCGCUUCCUAGACCCGAAGGGGAAGACAGUGUGCUGUGCAAUCUCCAGAAGUGUGUCACUCUGGUUUCCCAGUAUGAACUCAGCUGUUCUGUCAGAGGAGCUCAGGACCUCGCUGUCACUGAAGAUGGCUGUGGUACUUUUCAGGAGAGCUCUGGCUCUUGAGUGUCGCUUCCUAGCUCUAUCGCAGAUCUUUCAUCCCACAGUCACCGACUUUCUGGCUUCCACUGCUGACCUUUCCCAGUGCAGAUCCAUGAAAUAGACUUGCAUGAGUGGUGGGCUCUAGGUCUUCAGCUGGAUUCAUCCAGGAUGUUGCCAUGGGAUCCGGGUCCUCAGCUGCAUUUUUCUGAGGUCUUUAUAGUGUGUGGACAGACUUCCUGCACUUCUUGUAUUUGACUCUUUGGGUGACUACUAUAAAAUCACACUAUAAAUUAUGUGUCCUGUAUUAAACUGUUUUCCUCGCAAACCCUGACUACAAGUCUAGACUGACCUUAAGUUCACAGUGAUCCUCUUGCCUUGGCCUCCUGAGUGCUGGGAUUAUAGCCAUGUACCACCAUACCCAGCCUUGGUGUUGCUUUUUGUAGCAACUCUGAUACCAACUAACCAGAGACUAGGAAAACUGCAUUAAUCCUCCAGGGGCACAUCAAUAAACUACCCGACCCCCCCUGUUCUCCUUGUCCCUUGUGAUACUUGGGAUUGAAGCCAGGGCCUUUGCAUAGUGCUACAUCACCAGCCUGCCUUUUAAAAUAUUUUAGUGGCACAUGAUUGCAGUAGAUAAUGACUGCAUUCCUGCUGGGGAGCUGAUGCAUGUACACAACAUCUCAUUCCCUUCCCUUCUCUUUCCUUCUUCCUCUUUUCAUCUCUUAGUUCUCUUCUUUAUUGCAAAAGCCCUAUCUUCCUAUUUCCUAUUAAGUUUUUUAUUUUGUUAUUUAUAGUUUGGCCUUUUGAGCUAUUUCCCCAGCCCGGGAUGAUCUAUUUUUGAAUGCUAUUGUCAUAUGGACCUUUAGUUAACGGCUGAUUUUUAAAAUUAUGUCACUUUUCUUCUCAAAACUCCCUUUGGCUCCCUAUGGAAUGACAUCCAAUUCCUUAGUUCAAUACCAGCCCCUCACUGUCUUGGGAGUCCACUGUCAGGCCUCUGUUUGUACAGGUCUUUCUGGAAUGUUCUCCUCACUCCCUUCUCCCUGCUCAAAUCCUACUCAUGGUGCAAGGCCCAGCUGUAUCCUCUCCAUCUGGGUGCCCAGAGCACAAUUGUCUCCCAGCCCUCUCCUUGAUGUCAUAAGGACUCUGAUGCCUCCUUCAAGAUGUAACUGUCACUGACUUGACUUUGUCACUUUUUCUGUCAGUCAUUCCUCACAUCAGUCCUGUAAUUAUUGCUCCUGCUUGACUGAGCUGUGGCUAAGUUCAGGUUAAAAGCCCUGACUAAGGGCACCUACUAUUUAGUGGCAGAGCUAUGGGCUGUUUGUGUGUCUUUCAAGACUGAAAUCUCAGGAGAGCAGAGGUGGUGACUAGCUCAGUUACCCUACUGUAGAUGGCAGCUGCUAAAUAAACAUGAAUUCAAUAAAUAAUGCCCUUAAAAUACCCUGAAUUUUAGUACCUUCAUUUUAAAAUACCAGCGAAAGACCCAUGAUUCCAAGCGCUCUGCAGGGAGCAUCUCAGGCAGCAGGCAUCUUCCCUUACCAGAACGAUGAGGCUACCCGGGGCCAAAGACGGUCAGCAAUCUGCCCAAGGCCACACAACAGAAGCCAAUCUGGGAUCCACCAAAAGGAGGUUCUGGGGACCCCAAUGAGGUCUCCCCAAAAGUGCACACUCCCAACCAGCCGUGGCCACAGCAGGGCCCUGGGAUGAGUUCCUUGGCAGAGGCCCCGAGGCUGAGGAUGUCACAGGCGCCUGCUCCUGAAAAGGGUCCAUGAGACCCACAGGUCCUGGCACCAGCUCCAGGGGCCUCCAAGGCACCCGCCCUGCAGUGGACGAAGGAAAGCGUGGGGUGCGGGUGGGAGCAGGCGCGAAGCUCGGCAGCUCCACACAGAUGUGAAUUGUCCCUCCCACACUUCCCGGGCAGUGGGGGCCUCCAUUAGAGCCCCUAAGGAGUCAGAAUCCACACCUCCGCAAAUGGGCCGGCUUUCCCAGGGCCCCCCUAUCCAGACCUUGCCUGGGCUCUGUGGGUUUUGACACCUCUCUGCAACCUGGCAGGGGGCCACCUCGCACCUUUGGUCGGGAUAAAAGCGUAGGUCUGGAGGCGGCCCCAGGCUCCCGAGCCCGAAGCUCCGGCCGGCCAUGGCCCGCUCCCCGCCACCUCCGCAAAGCCUCCUUGGCCUCGACCCCUGGGUCUUCUCCCGGGGCUGGGACUGGGCCGGCCACGCGGACUCCACAUCGCCCGCCUCCUCCUCCUCGGACUCGUCAGGUUCGUGCCCCUGCGACGGCGCCCGCGGCUCCUCGCAACCAGUACUCGUGGCCCGCGGCGCCCGCGCCUCCGAGGCCACAGCCCCAGCGACGGGACGCGCACGGCCCGGACCCGCGGGGGGACCGCGGCGCAGCGCCAGCGAGCGCGAGAAGCUGCGCAUGCGCACGCUCGCCCGCGCCCUGCUGGAGCUGCGCCGCUUCCUGCCGCCGUCCGUGGCGCCCGCCGGCCAGAGCCUCACGAAGAUCGAGACGCUGCGCCUGGCCAUCCGCUACAUCGGCCACCUGUCAGCCGUGCUGGGCCUUAGCGACGACGGCCUGCGUCAGCGGCGGCGGCGGCGAGUGGACACGGCGUCCCCGCAGAGCUGUCCUCUCUGUCCUGACGGCAGCGGGGGGUCCUGGGGGUCCCCGAGUGCCUGCCCCGGACCGAGCGCUGUGCCUGAGAACCUGGGGAGCAGCGUCUCCGGCGCGAAUCCCUGGGGGUCACCCCCUUACUGCCCCAAGAUACAGUCGCCCCCGCACCAGCCUCUGGGGAGAGCCCCCGACGCCGCUCUUUGGAUGCCACCCCAGACCUGCGCGGGGACACAGUCGUCCCCAGAUCCCGCGAGCGCCUCUGUGCCCUGGACGCCGCCGCCGCCCGCGCCCCCGGAGCUGGCGGCUGUGUACCAGGGAAUCCCUGCGCAGGAACCCUGUCUGUCCCCGGGGAGCCCACCCCACCUGGCCGGCCCUUCAUGCCAGAGACUUCAACCUCACACCUCAUGGGGAUGCUGGGGCCACAGUGCUGAGGUGCUCCCCAGCUCAGAGCCCCAGGGACCUGGGUCUGCCUUCCAGCCUGGUGAUGUGAGCCCUGCCCAGCGCUCAGGCCUGUGGCUCAGCAGCUGCCCUGAACUUUGCCAAGAAGAUUUGGAUGGGACUCACCUGGGCAUCUUCUACUAACAACCCUGUGGACACCCUUUUCAGUCUGAAGUCAGGCCCAUGUGUGAACUGGUCAUGUGCUUCUUCAGGGCCUUUUAAAGCUUCCUUUUGCCACGGAGCCACUAUUCUGUGCGGUGCCUACCACCGAAACAGUGCAGGAAAACACAGAUAGCAGGUGUCCUCCCUGGCCAUAAUAGGGCUGUGGCAGUGCCCUGCAUUGCUGUGUACUGCAGAACACAGUCCAGGCUGCUCAGACCAGGGUGCUGCCUGCCCCCAAAUGAGGCCAGGCUGCAGCUGGUGGGGAAAGGGAUAAGAGAGAGCCAGGUCUGCACCCUGCCUCUGGGUAACAGCUGACCAAGGUGUGUGCUGUGUGCUUAGAUACACUGUAAUUAUUCUUUUAAAAAAGCAAAAGUAUACCUAAUAAAAAUUUGGUUUAGUCUGUUU
Molecule: messenger RNA, 6208 nt
Organism: Cavia porcellus (domestic guinea pig)
Lineage: Eukaryota; Metazoa; Chordata; Mammalia; Rodentia; Caviidae
Gene: Mesp2
Product: mesoderm posterior bHLH transcription factor 2
Exons: 2
Coding region: 4727-5785 (352 amino acids)
Biological process (GO): mesoderm formation; heart morphogenesis; regulation of transcription by RNA polymerase II
Cellular component (GO): nucleus
Molecular function (GO): DNA-binding transcription factor activity, RNA polymerase II-specific; protein dimerization activity; RNA polymerase II cis-regulatory region sequence-specific DNA binding
Source: RefSeq, a predicted model, not a curated record